UAAUUUAUAUAUACAGUAUGUAUAGAAUGUUUGACUACAUUGUUUGUUGAUGAAAGUGCAAAUAUAAAUCAAAUUUACUAAUGAAUUUUCCUUUAUCUAUAACCCGUUUUAUUCAUUUUAUUGGAGGAAAAAGCUCUCUUUGCCACCCGUUAACUUUUGCUAUAUCCAUCCUGAUUUUAAUUAAUAUAAAAAACCAAGUUCUAUCUGUGAAAUUAAAGAGUGUGACGAAGGGAAACUGCAAAUCUUUAAUAAAUUUAAUAAAACGGAUUAUAUAGAUGGAUGGAAAGUUUGUUAGCUUGAUCAUCAAUAAUUAAUGUUAGACAAACAGUCUACACACUUGUCAUAAUUCAAAAUCUCCAGGGUUACUUCAAUUUCUCUGUUUAGUAGGACUGCAAAUAUGAUAAAAACAUAUACAAUAUGACAAGAGAUGUUCGAUCUACUUUCUAAACAAGAAUUUAUUCUGAAUCUAACUUGAAAGAGUUUUUUUUAAAUUUAACUUUUUUUUUGUUUAUUUGUUUUUGGUUUAAAUAGGCCUAUUUAUUGUUUUGUAAGUGUAGUAACCUAUAAUACAGAAACUUGUAAAAGAAACAGAAACGAAGAAAGUGAUCACCAGAAAUUUAUUUAUAACACCCACUUUCUGUGUUCAACAUAUUUAUAAAGUAAAUGGAUAUUAUGGUAUUACAUCUACCUGCUCACAACAAAAAUUUAUAUUCUAUAUUUUGACCCUCACUACAAGUCAUGUGACAUGUCUUCUACAAGUCCUUAUCACGUUACCUUCACAGGAAUGCGAAGCUGAACAUUGGGCAAUACCUAUAUCGGGAAUCGCCGCGUCGAGUAUUAGGAACGAUUGAUUAGUUAUCUGUUGGACUCACCAACAAGCAUCAUGGAGACUUGGUCACAAGCGAAGCGAAAACGCUUAAGCAAAAUGGUAGGGGAUGAUACUGAAGCUGAAACCUCGGAGAAAAGCAUCGCCUCUCCACAUCAUGCCAGUGAAAUAAGAAUAGGAAAAUGGAAGAUCAAUAAAGUCAUACUCAGUACCCAUUUCAACAUCUUUUUGUAUGCAACAUGCUUCUGGAUCCAGAUAGGCACAUUACCUUACCUGACAAAGAAGCUUGGAGUGGAUCCAGUGUUUUUUGGGUAUCUUCAGACGACCUUUGCCGUUGUACAGCUAUGUGGUGGACCGGUGUUUGGCAGAUUUGGGGACAUGUUUGGGGGAAGAGCAGCCAUGGCCUUAGCAUUUGCCUCAGCGUCAGCCUCCUACUUGGUCCUGGGAUUAGCCAAUACUUUCUUUUUACUGUUCUUGUCACGACUUCCGUCCAUCUUUAUGCAUGCUAUGCAAGGUGGACAAAUGAUUGUAACAGAUCUAGGAGAGGAGGGACAGAGAGCUGAUGCCCUGGGCAAACUGGGCUUAUCCUAUGGAGUGGGCAUGGUACUGGGCCCAUUCAUCGGGGGAUUAGUGACCAAGUACUUCAGUGAACAGACUGCUGCGUUUGUGGCUUGUACUGGUUCCCUCCUCAGUAUAGGUAUCGUGUGGGCGUUUGUGCCACAGAGAACAAAGAAGAUCCAGGUCAAAGAGACUUCAGGGUCAGGGGUAUUCAAUGUGAAGAAGAUUCUGUCUUUAGCGAUGGCUCCGGGAGCUACGUUCCUGCUGUUCAUCAGAAUGCUUGCAGGGCUACCUAUUGGUGUUUUCCAAAGCAUGUUUUCAGUCGUUGCCUUGGAAACCUUCAAACUACCAGCAGAACAAAAUGGAUAUUUAUUAUCCUAUGUUGGAAUUUUAACUAUGAUUGUACAGGGUCUUGGAAUUGGAUUUGUAACCAAAAAAUACUCAGAAAAUGACAUUCUGAAAUGGUCUUCAUUUCUCCUGGUGUGGUCAUACUUGGCACUUGCGUUUGUGACGGAUGUAUUCCAGCUGUGUGUAGUAAUGGCACCGCUAGUAGUGGGGCUGGCCUCCUCUAAUAUUGUAGUCAGUAGCGCCCUCACAAAGACUGUGUCCGAUGAAGAUACAGGAGCAAUGCUAGGAUUGAACAUGGCAGUGAAUUCGCUGAUUCGGUCAAUAUCCCCAACUGUAGGGGGGUAUCUACUUAAGGCGUACGGCUUUCAGUCGUUUGGAUACCUAGGCUUUAUAAUGCUCACUAUUUCAACUAUUAUUUUAUUUAUAAAACUGAGACAAUGAUGUUGAUAGGGAUCCUAUUUUUAAUGCAUUCCAUUUGAUUUCUUUUUUCCUGAUGUUUACAAAUGGUUUUUGUUGGUAAUUUUGUCUUUGAUUUUAUAUAUUCAUUACCUCUUUUUAUAUUGGGUAUUUGUAUUUGGGAAAUCUGAAUGGAAUUGAGUGAAGGGACUUGAUCAAUGGGCACUGUGUCUUUUUUAUUUUAUGAUAAGGUGUUACAUUUAUUUAUUAAAGAGAUUUUUUAUUACACAUGGAGAGAAAAAAAUGAUGUCGACUUGCAGCAUGCAAUUAGUGAUUGUAAGAAUGUGUCCAAUUUACACAAGGAAGUAAGACUGAAAAUAAGUUCUGCAAUUUAAUAAAAAUUGCUCCUCUUUUCAAGUUUUAAGUUAUGGCAGUUCUUGAGAAAUGAAGAAGAUGAGCAAAUAAUUCCAUACUUACACAAAUUUUAAACACUGAUGGAAACAUUUUUUAGCAAUUAAAAAUCCUGAUCUUAGCCUUUAAGAUGUUUUGUAAAUUGGACCCAUGGUAUGUAUUUGUUGAAAAGCUCUGCUGAUGAAAAGAUGAUUGGUUUUGUGUAAAAAAAAAAAAAAAAAAAUAAUAAUAAUAAUAAGAUUGAGCGAAAAUAAUCUUAAUUGUUUUGAAUGAAAACAAAAAUUAAUGAAGAGUUAUAUUGUCAUCAAUUGUCAUGAAUCCACCCAUUAUGACACUUCAAUACAAUGUUUACUAAAUCUUUGAGAAAUUUUAUAAGGUAGCAAUAUAAGAUCUCACUCAGGUGCGAACUAGUAUCAUCACUGUAUUUUAAAAUCAAUAAAUAUUGUCAUUAAUUAUGGAUGCAAUAAAGAAUUUUUGUAUGCAUUUUUUUUUUCAGACAAUUUUUCCCCACAUUGGAUCAUUUUUUUUAUAAACCAGAACAUUGUACAUGUAUUUAAAGAAGAGUGCUUCAGUGGUUUCCUUGUUUUGAGAAAUUAUUGAAUAAAUGUUAAUACACAUA
Molecule: messenger RNA, 3158 nt
Organism: Ostrea edulis (European flat oyster)
Lineage: Eukaryota; Metazoa; Mollusca; Bivalvia; Ostreida; Ostreidae
Product: solute carrier family 22 member 18-like
Exons: 10
Coding region: 884-2173 (429 amino acids)
Biological process (GO): transmembrane transport
Molecular function (GO): transmembrane transporter activity
Source: RefSeq, a predicted model, not a curated record